Molecule: messenger RNA, 2444 nt
Organism: Polistes canadensis
Lineage: Eukaryota; Metazoa; Arthropoda; Insecta; Hymenoptera; Vespidae
Exons: 7
Coding region: 133-1578 (481 amino acids)
Biological process (GO): regulation of transcription by RNA polymerase II
Cellular component (GO): nucleus
Molecular function (GO): DNA binding; protein binding
Source: RefSeq, a predicted model, not a curated record
GUUUAUGGUCGUAUUAUAGUUAAAGGGAAAUUUAAUAAUUUUAGCGUCAACUGUCAACGUUGCAGUCCUAUUCCGAAUUCCGGAUCCAUAAACUUUCUUAAAAUAUUGGAAAGGAAACGAAAUUGAAACGGAAUGUGCGAACAAUCUGCUCAAAAUGAAAUUAACCAAAGUUAUUGUUUCAAAUGGAAUGAUUAUCAAAAUCAUUUAUCCGAUGUAAUUCGUCAACUUUUAGAAGAUGAUUGUAUGGUAGAUGUUACACUUUCUGCAGCAGGAGAACGUAUUCAUGCGCACCGUAUUGUUCUAUCUGCUUGCAGUACAUUAUUUCAAGAAGUUCUGAGUCAAGUAAACGAAGAUCAUCCUACCAUAAUAUUAAGCGAUAUAUCUGCUCAGGAUAUAAAAUCAAUUAUUGAAUUUACCUAUCAUGGAGAAGUACGUAUUCCAGUAGAAAAUAUUAAUAGUUUGUUGGAUGCAGCACGAUCUUUAAGAAUAUGUGGUCUUAAUGAGAUUGAUGAUUUUGAUGAAAAUGAUACCAUUAUUGAUAGCAAAGAUGCGGCUGAAGAUAAUAUUGAUCAUUUACCAGAAAUAAGUGAAACGGAUGAAAUCGAGAUAAAUACAUUAAAUAAUAAAUGCGAAUUAGGAAAUUUAAAAACUGAGGAUAAGAUAACAGAAAACUCUCUCUUAAAUAAAAGAAGAAAAAGAAAAAGAGAUGUGAUGAAAAGAGAAUAUAGUGAUGAUAUGUUAGCAUCGGCUAUUAAUGAUUUAAGGCUUGGUCAAACUUUAAUAGAAGCGGCUACCAAACAUAACAUACCACGUUCUACAUUAUACAUGCGUGCUAAAGGAUUGGGUAUACAUUUAAAUGCAUCUAGGAAUGAAUAUCCUGCCGAAUGUAUGCAAGCGGCAAUAGAUACUGUGAUCGCUGGUACUAGUCUACAACAAGCAUCAGAAAUAUUCAGUAUUCCUAAAACCGUAUUAUGGAGACGGAUACAAAAGCAAGGUUAUCAAAUCCUACGCUCCGAAAUGAAAAGAUCUUAUGGAUCGGAUAAACGUGAAGCAGCUGUUAAGGCUUUAGAAAGAGGAGAAAAUUUAACUAAAGUUGCUCUUGAAUUUCAGAUACCCAAGACAACAUUAUUUAGAGACAAAGCAAGAUUAGUGGACGAAGGGAAAUUACCACUUUCAUUUUGGAAAAAACGUAAGACAGAAAAUGAGGAGUUAAAAAAGUCGAGAUUAGAAGAAGCCGUUGCUGCUUGUAAAGGAGGGAAGAUGUCUCAGGCGGCAGCAUCCAUGGCUUAUGAUAUACCAAAGACUACGAUAUGGAGGCGGUUGCAACAGGAUAGUAACAAGUCGGAAAGAUUAACAAAUAAAAAAAAAUCACAGAGAAGUAUUGAGACAACAUCGAGCACAGUUGAUAAACCAAAGCAAGAAGCAUCCGAUUUUACGUACUGCGAGGUCGCGUCAGAAAUUCCGAUAACAUAUAUAGAUGAAAAUAGUUUACCGGAGGAUUCUGUUAUUAUUUUAACGACAGAGGAUAUGGAUGGUCUUAAUUUAGAAGAGGGAAGACAAAUAAUUGUAAAUUCUUAAUUUUCGUUAUAGGUAUCAAGUCAUGAAUAUGUUCCAUGUAAUCUAAAUAUAGAAGAAAAUUCUAAUUACACGCAACCAGAAAGUUAGUAUCAGUGAUAAAAAAUUAGCUACAUAGUAAUUUAUAAUAUGUAGCUGAUAAAAAAAAACAAAAAUAUUGACUUAUCAAUCAUUUGUUUAUGAUAUUCAACUAUAUUUUAUAUUUAUUAUUCUCUUUUAGUUAUAACUAUGUCCUUUCUUAAUUUAUUAUUUUAGAUUAACAAGAUUAGGACGAAGGAUAUUAUAUUUUAUAACGUACGUGAUAAACGUAACGAACAACGAAAAUGAUUUUCUUUAAAAGAAUUAUUUUUUAAAUGAAAAUGUUAUAUACAUAAUUAUAUUGUAAAUAAUGCUCGUUCAUUUAUUUAUUAUCAAUUAAAAUAAGGCGCAAUAUUAUAUUAUCAUUUUGCAGUAUACAUUUUAUGUUGUAAUUAUUGUUAAAGUUAUUAUUGUAUAUUCCAUACAUAACAGAUAACUAUAAUAUUUUGAUGUAUUAUAAAAAAACAAUGUUUUCUUAUUUUAUCGAGCUGAAUUGGAAACAAAUCUAAAGUUAAAAAACAGUAAUGUUAGAUAAAUAUAAAACUGUUAUAUAUUUAUACGAAAAUAUUCGAUUCGGUUUUAUUUCAGUACUCUGAUAAUCGAGUUUAGGACAAUUUCUAUUUACGUGCUUUGAAAGUUACUUGUAGAAUUCUUCUACGCGUGUAAUUCAUUUGUUGUAUAUUUUCGUGGUUUUCAUAAUUAAACAUUCUUUUAUAUGUGAGCUCGACUUAAAAAAAAAAUGAAUAUAUACAAUUUUAUAUAUAAAAGCAAUAAAAAUAUAAAAUACCGUU